GUGCAUAAAAGGCUCGGCGGCCCAGGACGCACUUGGCGCUGAGAACGCGAGUCUGCGCGUCUGGUGGUCCGUGCAUCCGGCCCUUGCCCACGCAGCUUGCAGUCAUGGCUUCCGGCAACGCGCACAUCGGAGAGCCCGCCCCCGGCUUCCAGGCCACCGCCGUGGUGGAUGGCGCCUUCAAGGAGGUGAAGCUUUCGGACUACAGAGGGAAGUACGUGGUCCUCUUUUUCUACCCGCUGGACUUCACUUUCGUGUGCCCCACGGAGAUCAUCGCUUUCAGCGAGCAUGCUGAGGACUUCCGCAAGCUGGGCUGCGAGGUGCUGGGGGUCUCUGUCGACUCCCAGUUCACCCACCUGGCUUGGAUCAACACCCCCCGGAAGGAGGGAGGCUUGGGCCCCCUAAACAUCCCCCUGCUUGCCGACGUGACCAGAAGCUUGUCCCACGAUUAUGGCGUGCUGAAAAAAGAUGAGGGCAUCGCCUACAGGGGCCUUUUUAUCAUCGAUGGCAAGGGUGUCCUCCGCCAGAUCACUGUUAAUGAUUUGCCCGUGGGGCGCUCUGUGGAGGAGGCUCUGCGGCUGGUCCAGGCCUUCCAGUACACAGAUGAGCACGGGGAAGUCUGUCCUGCUGGCUGGAAGCCGGGCAGCGACACAAUCAAGCCCAACGUGGAAGACAGCAAGGAGUACUUCUCCAAACACAACUAAGCUGGCAGAUGGGUAGUGAGCUUGUGCUUUUGGCCUGCAUCUGGGUGUCCCGUGCUGACCCAGGAAUGGCCAGACCUACCCCUCCUAACUCAGUCUGAGACCCUUGGAGGGCUAGGCCAAGGCCUUCUCAUGCCCCUGAAGCUGGUGAAUUGUGACCCCCUCCUCGGAGCCCAACCAGCUGGACACAGGCCUAGACGUGACCAAUAAAGUAUUAAGGACAGAUGU
Messenger RNA from Galeopterus variegatus (Sunda flying lemur), 926 nucleotides. RefSeq names its product peroxiredoxin 2 (gene PRDX2). Gene Ontology annotation, cellular component: cytosol. The record is from RefSeq and is a predicted model, not a curated record. The coding region runs from base 105 to 701 and encodes 198 amino acids. The transcript has 6 exons. Gene Ontology annotation, molecular function: thioredoxin peroxidase activity. NCBI's taxonomy places the organism in Eukaryota, Metazoa, Chordata, Mammalia, Dermoptera, Cynocephalidae. Gene Ontology annotation, biological process: cell redox homeostasis; leukocyte activation; cellular response to stress.